Molecule: messenger RNA, 321 nt
Organism: Colletotrichum paranaense
Lineage: Eukaryota; Fungi; Ascomycota; Sordariomycetes; Glomerellales; Glomerellaceae
Exons: 1
Coding region: 1-321 (106 amino acids)
Source: RefSeq, a predicted model, not a curated record
AUGUGGGCAGGGCUGAGUCCCGGGACUCGUCGGCGGCACCGCCCCCGCGACGAAAGCAUCCAGUUCCGCCCCGCUCUACCGGCCUUCCGCGCCUCUUACGGCGACCGCGCAAGCUACUCCGGCCUCCUGAUCCAUGAUGGACCCCGUUUUGCCCGUUCCCAAGACAGCCGGUCGAUCGGACCUCGUUCCCUGACCCGGAAAUGCGGUAAACUUUAUUCGAGAAAGUGCUUCCGGUUCGGGAUACCAAACCUCGGGACUGGUGAUUAUGCUUGUCCAAAGUCUAUUCCUGGCCCCCAAAACCCGUACGGAUACGGCACAUGA